This is a messenger RNA of Aspergillus calidoustus, 252 nucleotides long. NCBI's taxonomy places the organism in Eukaryota, Fungi, Ascomycota, Eurotiomycetes, Eurotiales, Aspergillaceae. The record is from the annotation of a GenBank genome assembly.
AUGUACCCUUCGCGUAUCUUGAGGAUGCAGCCUACCCGGCCCUAUGCCUUCCCUACUCCCAAGGAAGGCCAGGCCGCUCACACCAUCUCCCAGCGUCUGCGCACUCUCAAGAAGAUCCCUCCGGAGUUGCUCCCUCUCGGUGUUGUCCUUGGUGUCGCCGUCGGAGCCGCCAUCUACUCCAGCACCAAGAAGCUCAUGACUGACAAGACCCUGCGUCUGUCCCCCAACCGUCCCGAGGACCGCGAGCACUAA